This is a messenger RNA of Aegilops tauschii subsp. strangulata, 886 nucleotides long. Its product is annotated as probable pterin-4-alpha-carbinolamine dehydratase, chloroplastic. The record is from RefSeq and is a predicted model, not a curated record. Gene Ontology annotation, molecular function: 4-alpha-hydroxytetrahydrobiopterin dehydratase activity. NCBI's taxonomy places the organism in Eukaryota, Viridiplantae, Streptophyta, Magnoliopsida, Poales, Poaceae. Gene Ontology annotation, biological process: tetrahydrobiopterin biosynthetic process. Gene Ontology annotation, cellular component: plastid.
CUUCAAGCGACGGCCAGAUAAGAAGCAAGCUCCUCCGUCCAUUGCUCCCCCCAGCCGCGCAUCAUCCAUCCAUCCGUUCCACUGCACCAUGGCGCUCAUGCUCAGCCCGGCCGCGACCUUCCUCCCCGUCGUCGCCGGCAAGCCCACCACCGCCAUGCGGAACCUCCUCUUCGGCACCACCACCAGCACCACCAGCGGUCACCGGAGCACUCGCAAGGUGGUGGCGAUGGCGGACAUCCUGGGCGACUUCGGCGCGCGGGACCCGUUCCCGGAGGAGAUCGCGAGCAACUUCGGGGAGAAGACGCUGGGCAACGUGGACACGCUGCACCGCAUCCUCAUCCCCACGCUCUCCGUGCUCUCCCUCUCCCGCGUCCCGCUCGACGCCGACCCGGCCCCGCUCUCCGAGGAGGACGCCCGCAGGCUGCUCUUCAAGGUGGUCGGCUGGCGGCUCCUCUUCCCCAGCAAGGGCGACUCCGACGUGCUCAAGCUCGAGUGCGUCUGGAAGGUCCGCGACCAGGCCUGCGGCGACGAGCUCGUCGCCAGGAUCAACAAGGCGCUCGACGGCGCCGGCCACGCCCCCGCCGCGCUCCGGUUCGAGGCGCCCAACCAAGUCAGGGCCCAGCUCUACACGCCGUCCGUAGGCGGGCUGAGCGCCAACGACUUCAUCAUCGCGGCGAGGAUCGACCAGAUCAAGACCAAAGAUCUCCUCCCAAAGAAGAGGGUCUGGGCAUGCUAAUGGCCGCAGAUUCCCCUCUUCUUGCUCCUCUUUGCAUACACACACAGUUUUGUUUCAUGGAAAGCCAAUGGAUCCAUGUUUGUAGCUCUACUGCUAGUGUUUGAUGAUGAUGAUGGCGUCGCCAUUUUGUCCAAUCAAAUGAUUUCUCAA